Gasterosteus aculeatus aculeatus (three-spined stickleback) is the source of this 1455-nucleotide messenger RNA. It is a transcript of the gene eny2, whose product is annotated as ENY2 transcription and export complex 2 subunit. The record is from RefSeq and is a predicted model, not a curated record. Gene Ontology annotation, molecular function: transcription coactivator activity. Gene Ontology annotation, cellular component: nuclear pore; SAGA complex. Lineage: Eukaryota; Metazoa; Chordata; Actinopteri; Perciformes; Gasterosteidae. Gene Ontology annotation, biological process: positive regulation of DNA-templated transcription; mRNA export from nucleus.
CCCGUGGAAUCAAAAUAGUCUCUUCUCUUUAGUCACAUUUCAAACACAAAUGUGCAGCUAAAUGGCCUUGAAACGUAAACCAAGCGUGUAUCUGAUCUCAUAGCUGCUGUCUGGUGUUUAAAUAACGUUGGUUGUCCCCAAUAUGCCUGUUGUUUUCUCAGCGGCAGUUUAACGUCAUUUCACCGUAACUUUGCGGGACCUCGUAUCCAUCUCUGGCGUGCAGAAGACUAUGAGCAAAGAGUCCAGAAUGAGGGCCACGGUGAACCAGAAGCUGACCGAGAUGGGGGAACGAGAGAGACUGAAGGAGUUACUGAGGGCUAAGCUCACUGAGUGCGGAUGGAAGGAUCAGAUGAAAGCUCACUGCAAAGAAGUGAUCAAAGACAAAGGCUUGGAGCACGUCACCGUGGAGGACCUGCUGGUAGAGAUCACCCCUAAAGGAAGAGCUUUGGUGCCGGACAGCGUCAAGAAAGAGCUCCUCCACCGAAUAAGGGCCUUCUUGGCUCAGCAUGCCACAUAGUUAUACUUUAUAACAUUUUAACUUCCCCAUACUAUCAUGAUAUAACACAUGUUUAGUGCAUUCAUUUAUCUAGAAUAUGUAGACACAUACUUACACACUUUUCUUGUUCCUAUAUUUUUACUAAUUCUGUGGGACACACGUAUCAUGUAUUUGUUAAUGCACUUACUUUGUAUAACAGAUGUUCAGGGUUAAUAAGGUCUAGAUUUAUUGAGCAGCAGUUAUUUUAAAUACUAUAAUAUAUAAACAUAUACAAACUAUUUUACAUUUGAAUUGAAGCUUUUAUUUUCAAAUUGAAUCAUUUGUGGCAGUUCUUGGUUCAUUAUAUUAAUUUAUGAGGAAACCGAUGAAGUAAGUGCUAAAAAUAUCACUUACUCUUUUAAAUUGUUGGGGACCAUCCCAUUGCUCACAUCAUGUAUGACGGCCUUUAGAUGGUAAAGUUAUUCAUUGCCUGUAAAACCGAUGUCGAAGUCAUUUGGACAUAAUUAAAAUACUUAUAAAAAGGUUAAGAUUAACAUAUGUUGGUUCCUGUUAAUAUCCUCUUUCCGGCCACACUGCAAUUUAGCAAUUAAUUCUCCCGGAGCAUUUAUCAAUUGGUGCAAAUCCUUUUUCAUAAGCACUGCACAUCUAAAUGAGGAUUUGUAUGUGUUAUUGCAGGUAUCAAUGCAGCAUCCAGUUUUAUACCUUAUCUAUCAAACUAAAAUAUGAUGGUUAUUCACCACAAAUCAGUCAACUAGUCCUGUAAAUGAACGUUUUCCACUUAAAUCCCAAAGGACCACUUUUCUGUAACGAAAAGCCAGUUGCUGCUUUCACAAAUUUAAAACAAUGUAACACAAUGUGGAGAGGGCGGGGCAAGACUGACAUUGUCCAAAAAUAAACAGGAGUGACCCUGCUCACAGGGAGCGGUGCAGGCACCAAUGGACCAAUGGCCCUCCCAGAAA